GCCGGUGCCGUCGCCGCAUUCAGCGUGGACCUGAUCGUCUACCCGCUUGAUACGCUCAAAACUCGGAUUCAGUCGCCCUCAUACCGGACGCGCUACCUCGACGCGAAGACGCAGGCCGUCAAUCGGCAUGCCCUGUUCCGCGGACUAUACCAAGGCGUGGGCAUGGUGGUCAUCGCAACAUUGCCAUCUUCAGGAGCGUUCUUCACCACCUACGAAGCUAUCAAAGCGACUCUAACCCGUAUCAACCCUACCCUCCCCUCCGCCUCCAUCCCAUUCCUCCCUACCCCCAUCAUCCACGCCACCGCCUCCUCCAUCGCCGAGCUCGUCUCCUGCGCCAUCCUCACCCCCGCCGAAGUCAUCAAACAAAACGCCCAAAUGCUCUCCUCCACCUCCUGUCCAUCCACCCCCUCCUCCCUCCUCCACUCCUCCCCCUCCCUCCUCACUCUCCGCAAAUUCCGCUCGCACCCCCUCCACCUCUGGCAUGGCUAUUCUGCCCUCGCCUCGCGCAACCUCCCUUUCACCGCGCUGCAGUUCCCGCUGUUCGAGCAGCUAAAGUUGUUUCUGCGGGGGAGGUUGGAAAGGUCGGGGAGGGCGACGGGGAGCUUGUGGGAGACGACCGCGGUGACGGCCGGGGCGGCGGGGAUGGCGGGGAGUGUGGCGGCAUGGGUGACGACGCCGGUGGAUGUGGUGAAGACGAGGGUGAUGUUGAGGGCGGCGGAGGCGACGGGGAACGGAAAUGGGAAUAGGGAUGGAAAGCCGAUAUUGGAUGCAACGGGCCAUAGGCAUGUGCGUGUGUUCGCGAAGUCGGAGAGUUCGUGGGCGGUUGGGAAGAGAAUAUUGGCGGAGGAGGGAGCGAGAGGUUUGUUUCGAGGGGGGGCGUUGCGGUUUGUGUGGACGUUGGCUGGGAGUGGUCUGUAUUUGGGCGUGUAUGAAACUGGGAGGGUCUACUUAGCCAGGAGACGGGGCGAGAAGUUGAAUGAAGGGGACAUGCUGUAG
Messenger RNA from Eremomyces bilateralis CBS 781.70, 996 nucleotides. RefSeq names its product mitochondrial carrier protein. Gene Ontology annotation, molecular function: S-adenosyl-L-methionine transmembrane transporter activity. Gene Ontology annotation, cellular component: mitochondrial inner membrane. The transcript is spliced from 3 exons. The annotation marks the transcript as partial. NCBI's taxonomy places the organism in Eukaryota, Fungi, Ascomycota, Dothideomycetes, Eremomycetales, Eremomycetaceae. The record is from RefSeq and is a predicted model, not a curated record.